GGGAGACAUUGGGCGUUGGACUUGGACUUGAGGCCCACAGCCCAGCAGCAGGUCAGCAGAGAGCAAUCAGGUCAGCAGAAAGCAGCCAAGUGGAGCCAAGUCAUCCUGUGACAUCGCACUCUGAGGCCACCAUGCCAAGGAACAGGGAAAACUGUCUUCGAGAGUCUUCAGGUCGCCGCCACCGUCGCUCCCGCACCUCCAGAGCUGAGCUAAUCUUUGCUGUGAGCCUGGUGGAACAGCAUCUGAGGGAGGUUAGCCGUGCCCGGAGGCUCAGUGAUACGGUGCCCAUCUUCCUGGCAGCCAUCCUGGAGUCCCUCACCCGCAGGUUGCUGGAGCUUGCCGGCAAUGAGGCCCAACGCAGAGGUACCGAGAGGCGCAUCACUCCUGAACUGCUGGACUUGGCUGUCUACAGCAAUAUGGAGCUAAGUGAUGUGUUCCAAUUCAUCACCAUCUCCCAGGUGGCCCCGGCUCAUCGCUAGCUACUAGCUUCUGCUGCUUCUUGGCUGACCUGCUCAUCUGCUAGUCUGUUAUAAAUCAGUUAGUCCUGCCCAGCCUUUCCCACAGACAGCCCUGAAUGGCUGAUCAGCUUCAUUCUAACCCUCUCCCAAUUGUGUUAUCAAAUAAAGCUUUAUUUUGGAAAAAGAA
Mus musculus (house mouse) is the source of this 645-nucleotide messenger RNA. It is a transcript of the gene H2ab3, whose product is annotated as H2A.B variant histone 3. The coding region runs from base 132 to 479 and encodes 115 amino acids. The transcript has a single exon. Gene Ontology annotation, cellular component: chromosome; nucleosome; euchromatin. Gene Ontology annotation, biological process: mRNA processing; nucleosome assembly. Gene Ontology annotation, molecular function: protein heterodimerization activity; DNA binding; structural constituent of chromatin. The record is from RefSeq and is marked reviewed. Lineage: Eukaryota; Metazoa; Chordata; Mammalia; Rodentia; Muridae.